Messenger RNA from Anopheles coustani, 3426 nucleotides. Its product is annotated as piwi-like protein Ago3. Lineage: Eukaryota; Metazoa; Arthropoda; Insecta; Diptera; Culicidae. The coding region runs from base 63 to 2612 and encodes 849 amino acids. The transcript has 3 exons. Gene Ontology annotation, molecular function: piRNA binding; protein binding. Gene Ontology annotation, cellular component: P granule. The record is from RefSeq and is a predicted model, not a curated record. Gene Ontology annotation, biological process: regulatory ncRNA-mediated gene silencing.
AUACACAGCCCACUCAGUCGUCGCACAGCUCGGCCGGGGUAAGUCAUGGCCGCGGAAGGGCAAUGCUUCUGGAUCGGUUGCACGAGCGACAGCAGAAUAGUGGUAUCGUGCAGGAACAACCGUGCCAAAAAACAACCGUUGUUGGCCGCGCACGGUUCGUGCAAAUGAUAAUGGACCGGUCUGAGCCGCAGGGGUCGAAAGAUGCGACGGCAGAAGUUACCGCUCAGCUGCAAACAGCUUCGCUUAAGCAAAACGAUCCGCCCGGAAAACCGGAACCGAAGCCUACUCCGUCGGCGGUGGAGCUUCCGAAGGACCUGCCAACGGAACCGGUCGUACGCACUGGCACGACCGGAACCUCGACGAAGCUGUUGUGCAACUUCAUGGAACUGCGUUGCGAACCGAACCGCGGCAUGUUCCUGUACACGGUCGACUUCGAUCCGGUGCUUGAAUCGAAGAAGGAGCGCUACAAAUGUCUGGAGGAAAAUGUACAUAUCUUCGGCAAGACACACACCUUCGACGGAACGAUGCUAUUGAUGCCGCAGGCACUCCCGCAGAAGCUCAUCGUGAUCGACAUGAAGCGCCCACUGGAGGGUUCGCCCGUGCGACUGACGGUUACGUUCCGCGCACAAAAGCGAAUGAGCGAUAACGUCAUGUUCUACAACAAGCUGUUCCGGCGCAUCAUGGGCAUCCUGCAGCUGACCGAGAUCGGUCGGAAGAACUUUGACCCGACGCAGGCACGCAUCGUGCCGCAGCACAAGCUCGAGGUGUGGCCAGGCUACGUGACGGCAGUGAACGAGUUCGAGGGCGGGCUGAUGUUAAACCUCGACAUUACGCACCGUGUGCUGAUGCAAACCACCGUUUACGAUCACAUUAAGAUGACCGCACUUGCCUCCCCGAAUCAGUUCCGUGAGAACUUACUCAAAUCAUUGCUCGGCGUGGUGGUAUUUACGCGGUACAACAAGAAAACCUACCGAAUCGACGAUGUUUGCUUUGACACGAACCCGCUGUCGACGUUUAAGUACGGCGAUCGUGAGAUAACCUACAUCGAGUACUACAAACGGCAGUAUGGAAUCGAUAUUGUGGAUCACAAGCAGCCGCUUCUGCUGCACAGAACCGAGCGUCGUGUCGCUGGCAAAGAGCAACCGGAACAGAUGCUCGUUUGCCUGGUGCCGGAAAUUUGUUACCUGACAGGAUUGACGGAUGAGAUGCGCAGCGACUUUAAGGUCAUGCGGGACAUUGCGACGUACACACGCGUCACGCCCAACCAGCGAAUGGCUUCGAUGGAGCAGUUCUGCAAGAACGUCAACUCGAACGAAAAGGCCCGCACACUGCUUGCCUCCUGGGGGCUCGAACUGAAGACGCAGAUACGCCCCGUGGUCGGUCGCACGCUCCCGACCGAAACCAUCCGCUUCGGCAAUGACGCGACCACCAACGCGGGCCAGAUGGCCGAUUUCAAUACGCAGAUCACCAACAACCACAUGCUCAAGGUGGUCAACAUCAGCAACUGGAUGUUGGUGCACACGAGCCGGGACACCCGGGUCGCGACCUCGUUCAUGGACUGCGUGAAUCGAAACUGUCGGCUAGUCGGCAUCAGCAUUAGCGCCCCGCAGCGGGAGGUGAUCCAGCAGGACUCGACGCAGCAGUACGUACAGCUGUUGCGUUCGCGCGUCCGCCCGGAAACGCAGAUCGUGGUGAUCAUCUUUCCGACUGCGCGCGAAGAUCGAUACGCUGCCGUGAAGCGCUUGUGCUGCUCGGAGCUACCAGUGCCGUCGCAGGUGAUCAAUGCGCGCACCCUCAUGAACGACAAGAAGGUCCGCUCGAUCGUGCUCAAGAUUAUCCUGCAGAUGAACUGUAAGCUCGGCGGUUCGCUGUGGGGCGUCAACAUUCCGCUGAGCGACACAAUGAUCUGCGGCAUCGACACGUACCACGAGGCGAAGCGCCAGAACGCGUCGGUGGCCGCGUUCGUCGGCUCGCUCAAUCCCGACUUCACGCAGUGGUACUCGCGCGCCACCAUCCAGUCCUGCAAGGAGGAGUUCAUGAACGGGCUGUGCGCAUCGUUCGAGAAGACGCUGAACGCGUACCGGGGGCGCAACUGCAGCCUGCCGCAGCGUGUGAUCAUCUUCCGCGACGGCGUGUCCGACUCGCAGAUACGGAUGUGCGAGGAGUACGAGCUGCCGCAGCUGUUAUCCGCCUGCGAGAUGGUCAAACCCGGCUACCAGCCGAAGAUAACGUUCAUCAUCGUGCAGAAACGGAUCAUCACGCGUUUGUUCAGCAUGAACGGGGCGGACGGGAUCGGAAACCCGCCGCCCGGUACGGUGCUGGAUCACACGGUCACACGCCGCUAUCUGUUUGACUUUUUCCUCGUGUCCCAGUCCGUCCGGCAGGGUACGGUUUCGCCGACCCACUUCGUGGUUCUGCGCGACGAUUCAGCGUUCUCCCCGGAUAUUCUCCAGCGGCUGGCGUACAAAAUGUGCUAUAUGUACUACAACUGGCCCGGUACCGUUCGCGUACCGGCCUGCUGUCAGUACGCACAUAAAUUGGCAUAUCUCGUGGGUCAAUCGGUCAAACGGCAGCCAUCCGAAACGCUGUGCGACAAACUGUUUUAUCUCUAAUUUCAAUCACAAUACUUCUUUCUUCCAUCCCAUAUUUCUAAGGUUCGCAAUUGUUUUUUUUUUUUCAUUUUUCAACUCGAUUCAUUUUGAUUUAUAAGAAACAAACACUCAGAAGAGCAAGAAAUCAAACAACUAACAAUAACGAACAUUAGUUCGUUCAAGUGGAAGAAGAGAAGUGGGGCUUACUGUACACAUAACUUCUCUCGGUUGCGAGAUACAGUCUAUGUUGACGUUAUACAUUCCCCCGGCAAUACUAAUAAUUCUAUUGACAUUAACAUUUCAUUUAUCAUAAACAUUUUUUUUCGUUUUUUUUUCUCUGCCACUCUUUCAAAAUGUACGACCCAGAAUUUGAUGGGAAAUCACUUCUUUGGUUAUCGAAAACAACAAGAAUAUCCAUAUAAACAAUAUAACCCUUUUAAAUGGGGCCUUAUGUGAACAGAAGACUGAAUUUAACUUCUGUUUAUUUUGCUUAUCAAAGAUUUAUUUUAUUUUUUCUAAAUUAAAAAAAAAUCAGCUUUUAUGAAACUCCCUUUUUUAUGAACGGAUGAAUUGAUCGGUUGAAUUAUGUUGUUUCGGUGACUUCUAGUGUUGAUUAGGAGUUGAUCUUCCUUUGCUUUACUUUGAAUCUUAUUCCGUACCAUGUCUACUUUCGUUUAUCUUUAAAAUAAUUAUUAUUUUGAUCACGCUCUUCCGGAUACGUCGCGGAAGCCAAGGAAAACGAAACGCUGUGUUCAUUGUAGCGUCGAUCUCAGCGAAGAGUUGUUUAUGUUUGCCUAGCCUUAAGAAAUGAAAUAUACUCCGUGACCUGGAUUGA